This is a messenger RNA of Triticum turgidum subsp. durum (durum wheat), 1332 nucleotides long. The record is from the annotation of a GenBank genome assembly. Lineage: Eukaryota; Viridiplantae; Streptophyta; Magnoliopsida; Poales; Poaceae.
AUGUCCAUCGCGUGCUGCUUGCCAGUGGUGGAGUGCGUGUACUGCCUGGCAUGCACGCGCUGGGUGUGGCAGCGCUGCCUCCACACCACCGGCUACGACAGCGAGACCUGGGGCCUCGCCUCGCCGGGGGAGUUCGAGCCCGUGCCGCGGCUAUGCCGCUUCAUCCUAGCCGUCUACGAGGACGACCUCGAGACCCCGCAGUGGGCGCCUCCGGGCGGCUACGGCAUCGAGCCCCGGUGGGUGGUGCGGCGGAGGACGCCCGAGCACACCCACGGGCGCGCCCCGACCUACCUGCUGUACGUCGACCACCGGCACGCGGACGUCGUGCUCGCCGUGCGCGGCAUGGACAUGGCCAAGGAGAGCGACUACGCCGUGCUGCUGGACAACAGGAUCGGCCAGGCGGGCUUCGACGGCGGCUACGUGCACAACGGCCUGCUCAAGGCCGCCGAGUGGGUGCUCGACGCCGAGUGCGACGCGCUGCGGGACCUCCUGGCCACCAACCCCGGCUACACGCUCACGUUCGCCGGGCACUCCCUCGGCUCCGGCGUCGCGGCCAUGCUGGCUCUGCUGGCGGUGCGCGACCGGGACCGGCUGGGCGGCGUGGAGAGGAGGAGGGUACGGUGCUUCGCCAUGGCGCCUCCCAGGUGCAUGUCGCUCAAUCUGGCUGUCCGUUAUGCCGACGUCAUUAACUCGGUUAUUCUUCAGGAUGAUUUUCUGCCUCGCACCGACAUUCCUCUGGAAGACAUUAUCAAGUCACUUUUCUGUUUGCCAUGCCUUCUGUGUGGGAACUGCCUGAUAGCUACAUGCAUACCUGAAAGUGUCAUGUUGAGAGAUCCAAGGCGUCUCUACGCACCCGGCCGGCUUUACCACAUUGUAGAAAGGAAGCCUUUCAGAUGUGGAAGAUAUCCGCCUGCCGUUAGAACAGCAGUGCCAGUGGAUGGCAGAUUCGAGCACAUAGUUCUUUCUUGCAACGCAAUUUCUGACCAUGCCAUUAUCUGGAUAGAAAGGGAAGCCCAAAGAGCAGUGGAUUUGAUGCUGGAGAAUGAGAGGACCAUGAAAGCGCCGGAAAAUCAAAGGAUGGAUGGCGAAACCGCGGCAACAAGGGAUCACAUUGAGGAGCAGCAGGCGGCCCUGAGGCAUGCUGUCACGCUAGGGAUCGCAGAUGUUAACCUGCCGUCAACAUACGGAACAUUCGACGAAAAUGCAACUCCGGAGGAGCGCCAGGCAUCGCCGGUGCUGCUUGACAGUGGCAGGCGCAGAAUGGUUUGGAAUGAGUGGAUCGCGAGGAUAUUUGAGAAGGAUGAAUCCGGGCAAAUGGUUCCACGGAGAUAG